Molecule: messenger RNA, 1255 nt
Organism: Heterobasidion irregulare TC 32-1
Lineage: Eukaryota; Fungi; Basidiomycota; Agaricomycetes; Russulales; Bondarzewiaceae
Exons: 7
Coding region: 612-1034 (140 amino acids)
Source: RefSeq, a predicted model, not a curated record
GAACAUGCCUUUGCACGGCUACACACAUGUUUUCCUGAAGUGGCGAGUGGCUUUCCCGUUCUACUACUAUGACCCCUGCUGAGUGACUGUGCAUCCGACACAUUGUAAGAGCCUGUUCAGAAGCGACAUUGAUGUGACCGGAGUGAUUGAUUCCCCUCAAUCCUGAGGAAGACACUGUUCACUUCGGAGUCAUUUAAUGUAUAGCACAUGCAUGAAGACCAUCAGAUUGAACACGGCAGGUGUUGUUAUUUCUAGGGAAACCUGCAAGCAACCUCGUGCAAUCUGUGUUCUGAUCAAUGGAUGAACGGAUAUGGAAAUGAAAGAUCGGGUUCGUUCUAAAUCUUUCUAGGGAAAAACAUGUUAUGGGGGCCUUUAAUGUUUUGACUUCUUCGUCGAGUCUGCGUGCAUUGAGCAGUUCCAGGUCAAGUACCUGUGUGUUUUGAUCGCAAACCUGAAGAGCAUUGCGAAAGCUUUUUCGGAGGUGAUCUUGAUGUGGCUGGUUCGUUGCUUGCCACCAUACCGCGAAAGGAUAGCAUCACUUCAGAAUCGCUUGACGCACAGUAGAGUCCUCUUCACUGCCUUUUGGGGUCUAUCCUGUAUCCUGCGGGGCUAUGGCGCGCUCGUACUGUCUACUUUGCCCCUCCAAUGCUGCUACCACAACUCACUCAGCUCCAUGCCGAAAUGGUGUACAAAAGACCGCUCUCCAUCGUCAGUCCGGAUUCACUGUGUCCGUGCCAUCUGCUGACUCUCUACCCUCGUGCUUGCGUUUGAUCUAUCGAGCGUCUAUAUUACAUCUCCUCUCAUCUCCAAUACUGCUCGUCUUAUUAUUCGCCCUCGUGAUCUUCCACUUCGGCAUCCUAGCAAUCCCCACCCCAUACAUCGACCCAACUUCUCCAUCUUUUGAUUGUGCUCAUAAAACUAGGACCAUAUGGAUCGUCAUCUGGACCUGCGUUGUGACCAUCCUUUCGUGCAUCUGGGCUGCUGUCCGUCCAAACAUCCCAAGCAUCAAAGACAACACUUGGAAAGUUUUCUAACAUCGUGCGAGGCUGAUGAUACUUGCUUUGUUGGUACCAGAGCUCAUCACCCUGUUUGCGAUGCGACAGUGGGUUUCUGCGCAUCGAUUAGCAGAGAGACACAAGGGGGCGGACCCAAGCGCAUGGGUUCUUUGUUAUCAUGGGAGGCUUAACGUUGUACGAAGGGGAUGUACCGAUCCAGACACUUGGUCCUGGCAACCUUGAUCAACUUGUUCAAGCUG